Messenger RNA from Corvus hawaiiensis (hawaiian crow), 1867 nucleotides. RefSeq names its product coiled-coil domain containing 124 (gene CCDC124). Gene Ontology annotation, cellular component: nucleus. The record is from RefSeq and is a predicted model, not a curated record. NCBI's taxonomy places the organism in Eukaryota, Metazoa, Chordata, Aves, Passeriformes, Corvidae. The coding region runs from base 373 to 1014 and encodes 213 amino acids. Gene Ontology annotation, biological process: transcription by RNA polymerase II. Gene Ontology annotation, molecular function: transcription coactivator activity. The transcript is spliced from 4 exons.
AGGGAGCUGGGAAGGGGCUCAGCCUGGAGCAAAGAGGGAUCAGGGGGGACAUUCCCAAUCUCCACCAGUCCCUGCCAGGAGGGCACAGCCGGGGGGGGAUCCCAGGGGACACCAGGACAGGAGGGAACGGCCCCAAGCUGUUCCCAUCAGCGGGAAUUUCCUCCUGGAAAAGGCGCUCAGGGGUUGGAAUUCCCCAGGGAAGUUGGGAAUCAGCGUGGUGUGGAUGACCUGGAUGACCCCAAACUCCUUCCCAAGGUCUCCAUCCCUAAGAAACCCCAUCCCAAACCCCAUCCCUAAGAAACCCCAUCUCAAACCCCAUCCCAACCCUGACUGUUGCUCUCUUUUCCCUUCUUUCCCGCAGCACCUUGAGGGAUGCCCAAGAAAUUCCAGGGGGAGAACACCAAGUCGGCUGCGGCCCGAGCGCGCCGAGCCGAGGCCAAGGCGGCGGCCGACGCCCGCCGGCAGCAGGAGCUGGAGGAUGCCCUCUGGAAGGAUGAGGAUAAACACGUCCUGAGGAAGGAGCAGAGGAAGGAAGAACGGGAGAAGCGGCGCCUGGAGCAGCUGGAGCGCAAGAAGGAGCUGCAGCGGCUCCUGGAGGAGGAGGAUUCCAAACUCAAAGGGAAAAGUCCCAAGCAAGGAAAUCCGGGAAAAUCACCCGGGCUCAGAUCGAGGAGCAUCCGCAAGGAGCAGCAGCGGGAGAGCGCCGACGGAGGUUCGGGAAUUCCUCCGGAAUGGGGUGGAGGAAUUCCGGCCUUUUCCUGGGGCGCCGUGGAGGCGCGGAGCAUCGAGGAGGCCAUCGCCGCCCUCAGCGUGUCGCAGCCCUCGGAGCGGCACCCGGAGCGCCGGCUCCGCGCCGCCUUCGCCGCCUUCGAGGAGCUGCAGCUGCCGCGGCUGAAGCAGGAGAACCCCAACAUGCGGCUGUCGCAGCUGCGGCAGCUCCUCAAGAAGGAGUGGAUGAAAUCCCCGGAAAACCCCAUGAACCAGCGGCACAAACCUUACAACAGCCACAAAUAGGACUGGAGCUGCUCUUCCCCUUGGGAUUCUCCCGGGAAAUGCCCAGAACUCUGCCGGGCUUUUGUUUCUCUCCGUGGAUUUCGGAUGUCGACGUCACCGCGGGGCUCGGACUGACGGCGCCUUCUCCUUCCUGAAAUUCCCGGUGUUCCCUGGUAUUCCCUGCUUGGAAUUCUCCCAGAGUGUCGCUUUUGGGGUGGCCUUGAAGAGAUUCCAGACCGGGAUCGCUGUUCCAGCCUUCCCAAAGACGUCGGGAAGAGGGAAAAUCCCUCCGGAAGGAGUGGGAAAAGGCACGGCCCAGCCGGAUUCCCGCUUUUCCUGAGGGGGGCACAGCGGUGCCAGGCAGCUCCAGGUGAUAUUCCCAGUGUUCCCUGGAAUGCUGGAGCCCCAAAUCCACCUGGAGGAGGGAAAUUCCUGCUUUUCCCAUUCCCUUUUUUCCCUUUCCGUGAUCCCAGGCUCGGGGUGGGAGCCUUGGGAAGGGGAGGUGACGCUCCCUGAGCUGCGUUCCCGUGGGAAUGCUGGGUGAGAUCCCUGGGCUCCCUUGGGAAUGCCGGAAUCCUUGGGAAUGCCAGAAUCCUUGGGAAUGCCAGAAUCCUCGGGAAUGCCAAUCCUGGCCUUUCCCCUCUCUUUUCCCCAUCCUUUGGGAAUGAAAUUCCUUCCCAGGGAAUCGUUCUGGGGGUGCCACUGGGCUUCCCAAAAUUCCCACCUCCAAAUCCCUGUGGGAUUUAUCCAAUCCCACUCCCUGUUUUUGGGGCUGCCCCUCCCCUCCCCUCGGGCUGGUCCAUGGUUCCCCAUCCCAGAAUUCCCAAAUCCAGCCAGGGAGGAAUCACCCCCCCCUUCCCCCCCUUUUUUUUCU